Symbiodinium necroappetens is the source of this 670-nucleotide messenger RNA. The record is from the annotation of a GenBank genome assembly. NCBI's taxonomy places the organism in Eukaryota, Dinophyceae, Suessiales, Symbiodiniaceae.
AUGGCGAUGGAUCGUCUCAACAGAAGUCGACGGGACAAGCUCGACUGGGCUGCCAAGUUAGGCUUGGGGCCACUGGCAGGUGGCGAAGCAGUGCCCGGGCAAGGCCCCGUGCCGGGCAAUGCCAAGGAGGCGCAAACCCAACGAAAGCAGGCGGAGGAAAUGGCCGAGCUGCGCCGGCGCAUCGAUGAGAAGCAGGCCGAGGUGGCCUCGACGAAGCCGCCACAGGCAGAGGAGGAGGUGGAUGCUUCCGGCUUCUUGAAUCCGAACGCCAAGGCCAGUGGGAAGAAAAAGGCGGCGCCCAAAAGCGUCCUGGAGCUCCGGAUCGGCCAGAAGCCAACCGUGGUUGUCACCUCGCGACCGGACGACGAGCCGCCACCUGGGCCUGCGGACCAAGAGCCAGGGGAAGAAAAGGAUGAGAAGGACCUGAAGGCAGAGCGCCGGGCCAAGCAGAAGGCUGCGACAAGAUUCCAGGAUGUGGAGGAGGAGUAUUCCCUCGAUAGCCAGGGCCGCGAAAAUCGGCGGGGUAGAAAGAAAAAGAGAAGAGCGGGGAGACCAUUGGAAGAGGAGGACUCGGACGAAAGGCGCUACCGAAGCCGUUCGGGCCCGGCAGGGCGCCUCUCGGAGGAUCCAUGCGGACGGGAUCGCGGAGACCGAAGUCGUUCAUACGAUC